CUGAGUGAACCCUCCGGCAGCGAGCCGUGGACGGUUCCGAUUGCUCCCACGGACGGGAUAGCUCCGACGCUGGCGCCCGCCGCUGGCCUUCCCACCGCGGCCGUGGGCGAGGCUGUGACACCGCUACCAACUGCGGCAUUGGCGUCGGUAGCCACCGCGCUACCCACCGCCGCUCCGCUCCCGGUAUCGCCCGAAGGCACCGUGCAGACCGUCCCCGACGCUGAAGCCGAAGCGGCACUAACCCGCUAUCAGCGCCUGCUCCGCUCCACUUGGGACACGGAUUUUACGCGUACUACGAUCUCCUUCGAAGAGAUCAUGACCGGCGGGCCGCCCAAGGAUGGCAUUCCGGCAAUCGACGACCCGCAGUUUGAGUCAAUCGCCGAAGCCGACGUAUGGCUGGAUGACCUUGAACCCGUGCAGGUGGUGGACAUUGACGGCGACGCCCGCGCGUAUCCGGUGCAGGUCAUGGUCUGGCACGAGUUGGUCAACGACACCGUUGGCGGGGAGCCGGUCGUAAUCACCUUUUGA
Messenger RNA from Geodia barretti, 528 nucleotides. The record is from the annotation of a GenBank genome assembly. NCBI's taxonomy places the organism in Eukaryota, Metazoa, Porifera, Demospongiae, Tetractinellida, Geodiidae.